This is a messenger RNA of Rhinichthys klamathensis goyatoka, 2084 nucleotides long. It is a transcript of the gene tada3l, whose product is annotated as transcriptional adaptor 3 (NGG1 homolog, yeast)-like. Bases 120 to 1409 code for a protein of 429 amino acids. Gene Ontology annotation, cellular component: SAGA complex. NCBI's taxonomy places the organism in Eukaryota, Metazoa, Chordata, Actinopteri, Cypriniformes, Leuciscidae. The transcript has 10 exons. Gene Ontology annotation, biological process: regulation of transcription by RNA polymerase II. The record is from RefSeq and is a predicted model, not a curated record. Gene Ontology annotation, molecular function: transcription coactivator activity.
UAAUACACAUAACAUUAAAUAAAAUGUAAUCGGCGAAUGUUCUCCCCCGUGCUGAGAUAAUGGUUUAGUUAGUAAUGGAUGCCCCUUUAUCGGAGAUAUAGGUUCCUGUUAAUGAGAAGAUGAGUGAACUGAAGGACUGUCCCCCUCUGAAGUACUAUGACUUCAAACCUGUGGACCAUGUGAAAGUGUGUCCACGCUACACCGCAGUACUCAGCCGCUCAGAAGAUGACGGCAUUGGCAUUGAAGAGUUAGACACGCUUCAGCUUGAGCUGGAAACACUCCUAUCCUCUGCAAGCCGACGUCUCAGAGCGCUGGAAGAACAGAGACAGAUCCUUACAGACUGGCAGGACAAAAAAGGGGACAAAAGAUUUCUGAAAUUAGGGAAGGAUCCAGAUCUCGCAGCCUCUUCUCGCCACUCCAAGCCCAAAAAACAGAAGCUUGAUGGAAAAGGAAGUCAUGGUCCCGGACCUGGGCCUGGUAGACCGAAGUCUAAGAACAUACAGACCAAGGUCCAGGACUUUGAAUUUGAAGUGGACCCCCAAGAUAUACCCCGCAAUCCUAAAAAUGAUGCUCCCAACAGAUUCUGGGCCUCAGUGGAGCCUUACUGUGCAGACAUCACAAAUGAAGAGAUCAGAGUUCUGGAUGAGCUGCUCAAACCCCCUGAAGAUGAAGCUGAGUACUACAAGAUCCCAGCUCUUGGAAAACAUUAUUCCCAACGCUGGGCUCAAGAGGACCUGUUAGAGGAGCAAAGAGAGGGAGCCAGAGCCAAUGACAAGAAAAAAAGCAUAAUGGGUCCUCUUUCUGAACUGGAUGCUAAAGAUGUAGACGCCCUACUGAAGAAAUCAGAGACUCAGCAUGAACCUCCUGACGACGGCUGUCCCUUUGGCCCUCUCACUCAGCGGCUUCUACAAGCGCUUGUUGAGGAAAACAUCAUAUCUCCUAUGGAGGAUUCCCCUAUUCCAGACAUUCCAGGGAAGGAUGAUGGGGCCGGUACGUCACCUCGUAGCCAGGGUAAAGCCUUCAGUGUGCCUCACACACGCUCUCUGGAGGCUCGUAUAAGAGAGGAGCUGGUGUCUCAGGGGCUCCUGGACUCUGAUGAGAGGCAAGGUGUCGGAGGAGAAUCUGAAGACGAGGUGCUGGCUGAGCUGCAGAAAAGACAGGCUGAACUCAAAGCUCUGACUGCCCACAACCGCUCACGCAAGCAGGAGCUGCUCAAGUUGGCACGGGAAGAGAUGCGAAAACAGGAGCUUCGACAGCGGGUUCGCGUGGCUGAUAACGAGGUCAUGGAGGCCUUCCGUCGCAUCAUGGCAGCCAGGCAAAAGAAACGCACUCCAACGAAAAAAGAGAAAGAUCAGGCGUGGAAAGCUUUAAAAGAGAGAGAAAGUAUUCUCAAACUCUUAGAUGGAUAAAUAUGACUGGCAGCUAAAAUGUGAUGUGUUUCAAUUCAUAUGUUUGUUGGCUAUGGACACUUCAUUCAGACAACUUGAAGAACACGUAGAUGGACAUUUAAUAUAAUUGUUCAUAUGUUAUGAAUACUCUCUAUCCAAAAUAAGACCUGACAUGGCUAGUUGUAAAUACAGGUGUUUGACACUAUGGGUUUCAAGUCCCACUGACUUGCCAGAAGUAUGGCACCUCGAGUUUACCAUUUAUUUUUUGUCUUUCUGUACAGUUCCAAAUGCAACUGAUUAAUGGUUUUAUAUUGUGAUAGGGACAGUUCUCCCAAAAAUCACAUUCUGUCGUCAUUUACUCACCCUCAUGUCGUUCUAAACCUGUUUAACUUUCUUUCUUCUUUGGAACAUAAAGGAAGAUAUUUUGAAGAAUGUUGGUAACCAAAAAGUUUUGGUGACAAUUGACUUUCAUUGUAUGGACACAAACACUGAGACAAUUCUUAAAAUAUAUUAUUUCGUGUUCCACAGAAGUGAGUGGAAGAGGGUGAGUAAAAGAUGACAGAAUUGUGUUGAUAGUAUUUUGUUACUACAUUGGAUAGAGAAAGAACUCGUUAUUUUUGAGUUUUUAUAUGAGUAAAAGGAAAUAAAGCUUGUAUAAAGGUAUUGUAAUUGGAAAUAUCAGCGUUUGUAAAUUCA